This is a messenger RNA of Lutzomyia longipalpis, 4538 nucleotides long. RefSeq names its product arfGAP with SH3 domain, ANK repeat and PH domain-containing protein (gene Asap). The record is from RefSeq and is a predicted model, not a curated record. The transcript is spliced from 10 exons. Gene Ontology annotation, molecular function: GTPase activator activity; protein binding. Gene Ontology annotation, cellular component: cytoplasm. Gene Ontology annotation, biological process: positive regulation of GTPase activity. NCBI's taxonomy places the organism in Eukaryota, Metazoa, Arthropoda, Insecta, Diptera, Psychodidae. The coding region runs from base 923 to 4432 and encodes 1169 amino acids.
AAAACAUUUGAAUUUUUUAUUGGGAUCCAAAACGUCAAGAUCUAGUGAAAUUGCUGCGCGAGUGCUCCGCAAAAAAGGUGGAAUUUGUGUGAAAAAAAGUCGUGAAUGUAAAAUAAAUCACAUUUUCUCCAUCUCGUGUACCUCUGGCAUCCGCCACCUGCACACUCCCUUUGCACAUUUGUGUGCCCCCGUGGAAAAAACGCACACUUUUGGGACACCUGAAAAAAUCAUCUCGUCUCGCCUUUGUCGUACGAGGAGGACAAAAAAAAUACAAAAUCUCUUUUUUUCUGCUUUGGAGAUUUUGUGUGGAAUUGUAGGAGAGGCUCAUCUUGCGGGAAUAAUGUGCAGGGAAGGAAGCUAAGCGAAGGAAAAGUGUGUAAAGAGAGAGCGAGGAAAACUUCCUGUGCGGGAAAGGAGUGAGAUUUUGUUUUCUGUGGGGGAAAGUGUUGUGAGGAGAUUUUUUGAGGUGUGUGCGAAAAUUUUCAGCCAGAUGCAUCCGAGUGGCUGGGAAACACGUGAAAUUGGAAAGUGAAAUUGUGACCCAGAAUCCUCAGUGUGUGCGUGAUAGAAAGGAGGUAAAACAGUGGACCAGGGACAAGGCGAGAAGUCCGGGGAAUUUCCUCUGUAAAGAAGAAGAGAAUUUUGCGUCCACCAUUCCUAUUUCUCUUCUGAUUCAACUCAACAUUCUCCCUUGGGCGCAAUUCUCAAUCAAGCAGAAGUGUGAAAUUGUGAUUAGUUGUCCUCAUAGACGAAAAUGCUAUUAAUAACCAAAUUGAAUCACUAAAAGAGAGUCCAAGGAAGAAGCAGAAGACUCUCCUCACAGCUCGAACGACCUUCCUUCCUGUCCGUGCAGUCCAAGUGGAAGAUUUUGUUGGGUUUUGUUUUUUUGGCCAGGAGGCUGCAGUGAAAGAUUGACGACAAAAUGCCCGGAUUAAUUGGUGUGGGGGAAUUUGUGGAUGAGACCCGUGAUGACUACAAUUCCCCAACAACAUCCACCUUUGUCUCCCGUAUGCCACAGUGUCGACAAACCAUAACUGCCCUCGAAGAGACACUGGAAUUCGACAGGGAAGGACUGACGAAGCUCAAGAAGGCAAUUAAAGCCAUUCACAAUUCUGGAAAUACUCAUGUGGACAAUGAGAUGUGCCUCGUGCGAGCACUUGAGAGACUGGGUAGUGUAGCACUAUCGAAGGAGGAACCCGACAUUGGGGCUGCUUUCCUCAAAUUUUCCGUCGUGACCAAAGAAUUGAGUGCCCUCAUGAAGACUCUCAUGCAGAAUAUCAGCAAUAUUGUCAUGUUCCCCGUGGAUUCAUUCCUCAAAUCCGAACUGAGGGGUGUCAAGGGGGAGAUGAAACGUCCUUUUGACAAAGCUGCCAAGGAUUAUGAAUCGAAAUUCCUCAAGAUUGAGAAGGAGAAAAAAUCCCAAGCAAAGGAAGCAGGAUGGAUUAGGACAGAGGUGACACCUGCUGAAAUUGCUGAUGAAAUGGAAAAGGAACGUCGAGUCUUUCAGAUUCAAAUGUGUGAAUAUUUGAUAAAAUUCAAUGAAAUCAAAACAAAGAAGGGAAUUGAAUUACUUCAGCAUCUUGUGGAAUACUACCAUGCUCAGAAUAACUACUUCAAGGAUGGCCUGAAGACAAUUGCCCACUUUGGUACGUAUAUUGAUGAUUUGAGUGCAAAACUGCAGAGUAUAAAGCAGAAGCAGGAUGAGGAGAGGAAGCGUCUACUGGAGCUUCGUACCCUUUUGCGGAGUACACCGGAUUUUGAUCGUGUUGAACAUGUUGCCACGGAUAAGGGGGCUGGGUAUUCACUUCAUCAGCUGCAGGGUGAUAAGAAUCACGGGAUAACACGAUCGGGGCAUUUGCUGAAGAAGAGUGAAGGGAAGGUGCGUCGUGUGUGGCAGAAACGACGUUGUCGUGUCACAGCGGAUGGGUUCUUGGACAUUUGUCAUGCAGAUGAGACCAAACCACCCACCCGUGUGAAUUUGCUAACGUGCCAGAUAAAACCGGUGCCGGAUGAUAAGAGGGGCUUUGAUCUCAUCAGCUACAAUCGUCCCUAUCACUUUCAAGCUGAAGAUGAGGCCGAUCAGAAGGCUUGGAUGGCGGUGUUGGUGAAUUGCAAAGAGAAAGCUCUGGCAAAAGCAUUCCAACAUGCAAAUCCACAAAUGUCACCGAGUUUAAUUGAGCUGCAAAAGACAGUGAUACGGUAUGUGCAGAAUCUACCGGGGAAUGAUCAAUGUUGCGAUUGUGGCUCAAGGAAUGAUGUUACGUGGAUUAGUUUGAAUUUUGGCAUACUCGUGUGUAUUCAAUGUUCGGGCGUUCAUCGGGAUUUGGGUGUGCACCAUUCACGCAUACAGAGUCUCACGCUGGAUAAUCUCACCACGGCACAUCUACUCAUAGCACGUGCCAUGGGGAAUAAUCAGUUGAAUGAAGUUAUGGAGGCUACAUUGGGGAAGAUGAAGCUGACGCCUGAGAGCACAAUGGAGGAACGGUAUGAUUUUAUUCGUGCAAAAUAUGUGGCAAAACGCUAUGUGAUGCGUACAUGUGCUGAUGAUCGGGAUUUACGUGCUGAUCUUGAGCAGGCUAUCAUUAAUGCCGAUAUGAGUUUAUUGUUGCAAGUUUGGGCCGAAGGGGCGGACUUUACGUGCGUCCUGCCAUCGUCGGAUUUCGGGGAGACUGCCCUGCAUUUGGCUGUUUUGCGCGAAAUGGGCUCAAGUUUGCACAUUGUGGACUUUUUGAUACAAAAUAUGCCAGCACAUGGACUCAAUAAGGCAACAAAUCCCCCGGGGCCCAUGGAUAUGUCCGGGAAAAAUACUCCAUUGCACUUGUGUGCUCUACACGAUCGCCAGGAGUGCAUGAAGCUCCUUCUACGUUCAGGAGCUGAGUAUGAAUUGCGGAAUUCCCUCAAUAAGACUCCCCUGGAUAUUUCCAAGGAGAUGGGACAUGAUGCGUGCAAAGAGUUGAUUGAGUGUGCCAUAAGACGGGAGAAGAGUGCUUUUGAUCACAUAAAUACUGAUUGGAAUCUCCCACCGGAUGAUGGGAGUACGGAUUUCAGUGAUGACGACACAGUCAUUGAUGAAAGGAAAUCCCGUAGUCGUCCACCGAGCUAUGCUGGUGGGGAUUCACCGGUAGCCCUUCGUUCGCGUUCCUCAACAUGCGACAGCAUCCAAAGUGGCUCUAGUCCAAGCUCAAGCUGCAAUCCCCGUGCUGGGACAAGUCCCAAAAAUCAAAUGUGCUUCCCCACACCCGGUGGGGGAUCCAGCCCGAAUUCCAUGAGUGCCAUGAAGGUGCCAACACAGGGGCAACCACGGAAAUCUAAUGUAGCCACCGGUGCUGGGGGCACUGCUGUUGGAUCACUCAAAAAACGCACAGCACCUGCCCCACCACCCACAUCAAUUCAGCAACAAUCCAUCUACGGAACACUCCCGCAUGCACAACGUCAUGUGGAAUCCAGUGAAGCGCGAUCCGGAGCUUCGACGCAAAAGAACACGGAGAUGUACAGUACACUGCCACACCUCCGGAAUGCAUCGUCUGUGGACAGUGGUGGUGGCGGUGGUACCGGGGGGAAACCCACAAUGGCAUUCCACUAUGAUAAUAAGACAUAUGAGCGCUUUGAACCACUCAUGCCGGCCUCGCAGCAAGCGCGGUAUGAUAAGCACAAGUACGAGGCCACAGCUGAGACAUCUGGGAAUCUCCUGUCAUGCUAUGGUGGUACCCACAAACGUUCCCCAAGUGGAGAAUCCAUUGGUAGUCGAAAUAUUCAUUUGGCUGGUGCAAAGCUUGUCCUGCCAACUGGAGAAAUUCCCACAUUAAAGCCCGUGGAUAAGAAUGUCUUGCGACCACGACUCCCACCGCCUGGACCACCAAACAAUGGCCACGCCACUUCGUUGGAUUGCGGCAUGUCUAAUGGGCAGUCAAAUGAGAGUAUCAGUUCAUUGGAUGAUGGAGGCCCAAUUGCACCACCGAGGAAGCGUAAAAGCACGAGAUUGGCAUCAGUGAAAAAACCCAUAAAUUUAAUGUUAAUGGAUCAACAGCAAUCACCUUCGCGUGGGAGUGACUUUGGUGAUUUAUUGGAUUACUCAAGAUCACUGGAUUUGGAUUUGUCAUCGGGACUGCUGGAUAAUUCGUUGGAUACAAGUGGAGGUGGGCAGCUAACGAUAGACACAUCGUCACCAAAUUAUGGGCACUACAAGGCGUCCGCAGUUAGCAAAGGGAGCAACCAUUUGCAGGGCUACACCACGAGUGGGUACAGAAGAUGUCGUGCACUGUACGAUUGCAAUGCCGACAAUGAUGAUGAGUUGGAAUUUAAGGAAGGAGAAAUUCUCAUAGUGCUCAAUGAGAAGACUGACGAUGAAAAUUGGAUGGAGGGUGAAAUUGAGGGCGACAGCACCCGUCGUGGGAUGUUUCCUGUCAGCUUUGUCCACAUGCUCCCGGAUUAGAGGGCCAACAAUUAAUAUUUCCUUUUGCUCACAAACGUUUUCACAAAAACCACAUCACAAUUUUACGCGGGGGCGUCUUGAGAAAGAAUUUAUAUGAGUUUAUUGA